CAGCGCCGCCCCCAUGAGGUCCCCAGUGUGGACGGUCGCCUGCCCGAGCAGCAGCAGCAGCGUGUGCCGGUGUCGGUGUCAGUUGUCGUCAGUGAUGGGACGGGCCGGUGUCGGGGCCGGCGGCUGCGGCAUGUCCUGAGGUCCUUCCGUUUGUGCAGUGAAAGUGGCAAGGCGCUGUGCCCGAGGGAAGAAAGGCAUGUUGCAGCUCUGAAAUUUCCAGAGGACUUGAUGCCAAGGCAGAUUUGAAAGAAGAUAACAGGCAGUACUCCAGUAAACAGGAGGCAUGGCUGAUGCAGUGCUGAUUACCUCAGUGAUCGACAAUGCCUAUUUGUCAAAUUCUGGAGCACAAGCUGGUAACAGAAUGAAGAAUUGCAGCGAUGAGCUCGAAGAAUACUGUCCCAGCUCUGGGGUCUUUCAGUCCGCAGCAGCUACUGGAAAGGAGUCGAUUCUGAACAGAAAGCGACCGUUUGUCGGACGGUGCUGCCACGUCUGCUCUCCCUUAAGCAGGGAUAAACUUUUCAAUACCAGCAUCCCUUCCCAAGGACUACGGAAUGUUAUUUAUAUUAAUGAAACUCACACCAGAUACCGAGGUUGGUUGGCACGACGCCUCUGCUACGUCCUAUUCAUUCAGGAAAGAGAUGUGCAUCGUGAUAUGUUUCCAAGGAAUGUGAUUGAGAAUGUUUUAAACAGCACCAGAGUGCAAAAGGCCAUUGUGGAAACUGUGACUGAUCGAAUGCCCGUGGAAACUCUUGCCCAGCCAGAGCCCAAAGCUGUGAAUAAAGUAAAGCGAAAAGCUAGAGGGAUCCUUCAGCAAAUGGUGGCAAACAUCUCGCCAGCUGUGAUCAGACUAACAGGUUGGGUGCUGCUGAAACUGUUCAAUGGCUUCUUUUGGAGCAUACAGAUUCACAAAGGACAGCUUGAGAUGGUUAAGAAAGCUGCUGCAGAGCAGAAUGUUCCUCUGAUCUUUCUACCGGUUCACAAAUCUCACAUUGACUACUUGCUGCUUACUUUCAUUCUCUUCUGUCACAACAUCAAAGCACCGCAUAUUGCCGCUGGAAAUAAUUUAAAUAUUCCCAUUUUCAGCACACUCAUAAGAAAACUUGGUGGCUUCUUCAUUCGAAGGAAAUUGGAUAUUGGUGCAGAUGGACGGAAGGAUAUCCUGUAUAGAUCUGUGCUGCGUGUGUACAUUGAGGAACUUCUGCGGCAGCGGCAGUUUAUGGAGAUAUUUGUGGAAGGCACGCGGUCUCGUAGUGGUAAACCAUAUAUGGCCAUGACCGGACUUCUCUCUAUUGUGGUCGAUAGCCUCUGUGAGAAUAUCGUUACUGAUGUCAUGAUUAUUCCAGUGGGAAUCUCCUAUGACCGGAUCAUUGAAGGCAAUUACAACAGUGAACAGCUGGGGAAGCCCAAAAAAAAAGAGAGCCUUUGGGGUGUUGCACAAGGAGUCUUCAGAAUGCUUCGCAAGAACUUUGGCUGUGUCCGAGUAGACUUUGGGCAACCAUUUUCUGUUAGGGAAUACAUUGAUACUCAGCGGAAUCGUCCAUUGCCUGCAACCCUAUCCCUGGAAGAAAAUCUUCUUCCGACCAUUAUCACUGAAAGACCAGGCCUUAACCAUAUUGAGCAAGAUCUUGCACCUGUUGUAAUCUCCAGAGAUUUAUUUGAUGAACAAUACCGGCGGCAGCUGAUCUCCAAUGUAGCCAAACAUGCUCUAUUCACUGCCAGUAGAUGUUCUGCUGUGAUGUCCACUCACAUUGUUGCGUGUUUGCUUCUCUACCGGCACCGAGAGGGUGUCCACUUAUCAAAAUUAGUGGAAGAUUUUUUCUGUAUGAAAGAGGUAGUCCUGGCUCGGGAUUUUGAUCUGGGAUUUUCUGGAAAUUCUGAAGACGUCGUAAUGCAUGCCCUUCAUUUACUGGGAGACUGUGUUAAUGUCAGAAGCUCCCGACGAAACAGUGAGUUCUUUAUUGCACCAACCACGACGAUUCCAGCCCUGUUUGAGCUGAAUUUCUACAGCAACGGCAUUUUUCAGGUUUUUCUCACCGAAGCAAUACUGGCCUCUUCCCUCUGUGCUGUACUAAGGGAGAAUAUUUCAGGACCUGGCAAAAUGGACCCAACAGUCAGCCAGGAAAGGCUUGUUCGUACAGCAGCUGAUCUGUGUCACCUCCUUUCCAAUGAGGUGAUUGUAGGAUUGCCCUGCCAGGCAAUAUACCAAGUUUUCAAUGACGCUGUGAGCAAGUUCAUUCAGUACGGCAUCCUGUUGGUGGCAGAGGAGGACCUGAGCCCCAGUCCCACAGAGGAGACGUGGGCGAAUAAGUACCCAGAUGGUCUGUCAUGGAGAAGUGAUGAAGAAGAUGACAGUGACUAUGGGGAAGAGCAGCGCGAUCGUUACCUAAAGGUGAGCCAGUCGCCAGAUCACCAGGCGUUCAUCACUUUCUUGCAAAGAUUAUUGGGCCCUUUAUUGGAAGCUUACUUUUCAGCCGCUGUUUAUAUUCAAAGCUUCAGACUUCCAGUUGAAGAAACUGAAUACAUCAGCAAGUUUCACAAAUAUCUUUUAUCCCGAACCGAAAUGAAAAUAGCAGUAUUUGGGGAGAGUGCAACCUUCUGUCUUGCAAAAAGUGCGGUGAAAACUCUUAAGGACCUUGGGGUUUUUAAAGCACGGAAGAGUGGGAGCACGGUUUUGGAACUGAGCAACAUCUUUCUACCUCUCAUCAAUCGACAAAAGCUGCUGGAGUACAUUCAUAAUUUUACUGUGUUGUAGAAAAUACUGGACAGGGUAUGAUCAUUUAUUGACAUGGAUUAAUGAACCCGUUUGAAUUAAUUAUUUGACAUUUAAAAAAUGAAAUGAAUAUUUUACUUGCUGCAUUCUCUAAUUUGAUUUGUUUCACUGUUUUAGUGAAAUAUAUAUAUGGCUGACUUGGUUUGGCUGCUUUCCCUCAAAGUAAUUUAACUGGUGUAUCAUUCCACACAUUGUCAUCUUCUGUGUGUUUUGAUGCAGACUUGUGGAAGGGUAAGCCACCAAAAGCUGAUUGCCAUCAUUAGUGCUGGCUUAUUGAUGACACUGACAUUUGAUGAUAAGAUGUGAAAACUACAGACGCUUGUCUCACCUGUAGUGCUUAUGUGUUUUGUGCUUGUUUAACUUGAAGUGGCUACUUGGUUCCCGACUGGCUGUGAACAUACGCCAUGAACUAGAGUGUCAAAUCCAGUGAUAAUGACAGGGGUAUCAAGUUAUCUUGGGUUCUUGGUGCACUGGAGAGACUUGUUUCAAUGCAGGAAAGUGGUACGCUAAAAGAGAUUUUGAUAGACUAAACGUAACUAAUCAGACAUUGUGAGAUCUGUGUCGUUCGGGUGUGGAUUUUCACCCCCACAAAACUAUUAUUUUGGUUAUGUGCCAUCUUCCUGAUUUAAUUAUUGUACCUUAAAUGGAAUAAUUGAUUUGUAAUCAGGAGGGUAUCUAUACGCUUGGAUGCGGGCUUUAUAAGCAGGCUUUGCCUAGACCAAUGUUUAACACCAUGCACAAUCAAUGGCUGAGCAGCAGCCAUAAGUAUUUGGAGGAUUGUUGCCUCUUUGAAAAGAUUUGUCACCUUCAGGAAUACAUGGCUCUCAUUCUCCUCCCUCUAUCCCAGCCCGCCCUACCGCACCACAUUAGUUGCAGUCAUUCAAACUCCGGAAAGAUAAUCUCUGUAAAGGUUUUUUUUACCCGCCAUGUUGCAGACACCUACCCUAUGAUGAUUUGUUGGUGUUGGAGAGCGUGCGAUUGGGCCUCUGGUUAUUGCCAGUACUGUAUGAACCAACUAAACAACUGUGCCUGGAAGCUGUGAGUUCGUUUGCCUCCCCAGCAAGGAGUUAUAUAGGAGUAAUACAAGCUCUUUCUAUACAUCCCUUCAGUCUGCGAUCUCUCCCUCUGCUCUCUCUCUUUCAGCCUCUCUCCUCUACUGAACUGCUUUGUAAAUCAGAAUAGCUGACCCACACUCUUGCAUUGAUGACUAAUUACGUUGCCAUUUAUUCAAUCUGUCUCUUUCUGGGUCUUAAAGAUUACCAUAGGUUUACUGAAAAAUAAAUUUACUGCCAUAUUUAGCAACCAAAUAAUUUAUUUCUUCCAUAUAUUUUCCAGAAGGUCUUAUGGUUUCAAUACACAUUGAUUUCACCUUAGCAAUAAGGUAACCCUUUCAAAAAUUAUAUGCAUCUUGUGGCAAGUGGUGUGCUGUGAGAACACUUGUGUAUGCCUUCCAACUUAAACACUGUCAAAUGCAAAUCCAGCCUUGACAGGUAUUGAAGCUAACCUGACACUUCUCCCAAACGGCUUUCAAAUUAGCCACCGUACAAUAACAAAAUAAUGUUGUUGCAUUGGAGGAAAUAUAUAGUGGGUAAACCAUCCCUAGUGUGUAGAUGGGCAUCACAGAUCAACUUCAUACCUGUGAAGCGUGCGGUAGUAUUACCACCAUUUGUGUACAAAAUACUGGAAAUGCUGGACUGGCUUUUAAUUUUGUUUUAUCUCACAGUGCAAGGACAAGGUCCAGGUCAGCUCAUCAUUUCACUGAUUUCACACAUUAAUCCCUCUAUCUGGAUUAAAAAUUCAUAAACACAACAUUUAGUCUCCACAAUGGGAGACUUACCUCUUUAUAGAUUUUGCGCCCAGAAUGCCAACAGCUCUCAGUAAGAGAAGGUCACUUAUCUAAGCUGCAACUCCACCCUGAAUAUUUACAGCAAACGGACAUUAAAUCUCAAUGGUGUAUUACCUAAUGCUUUAGAAACUUAAGGAAACAUCAGCUUCCUUUAUUAAGGCUGACAUUAAGAUACUACCAUGUUGCUGUGAAAUCUGUAAAUACCCAUGAUGCAUCAACAUACUUUGUUUAAUAAUGCAUCUAUUUAUUCAAUGCCUCAGCUGCACCCUCCCUCCACCCCCACCCCCAAGUGAGUUAAUGCAAAUUUAAGCUGCUUGUCGUGAAGGUGGAUUUCCAGCAAGAUGCCGUAAUGGCUAAUCAGAUCACAGUGGUCAUCAUCUAUGUGUUACACCAAAGAGUCCUCCCAUGUUAAAGCGACUGUAUUUUAAUGUGCAUUUGUUCUUUUUUUAAAAUUCUAAACCUGAAUGUCUCGCUUCUAACGUACACUAAUAUAUGUAAAACGACAAUGUCACAUGCUGCAUUAUUUGAUAUUUUGGUUCUAUGACUGCUGAACUUGUUAAUGACCCUUCUGCCUUAUGAGGUCGGAUCAUGACGUGGAAGGGAUGGUCAUGUGGAGAGUAAUUUUGAUGAGGAAAAAGGGUUGAAAGAGAAAAAAAACAUACAUUGCAGAAUAAAAACAGAAACUUUAUCUUGUAAUUUCUCUUGUAAUCUUGCUCAGCCAUGUCAAUUGUUUUAUUCUAUAUUUAUGUUUUCUUUUGACUUGUUUCAGGAUUUUAAACUCUGUUUUUGACAUGCAGUACGGUGGUGCAUAAAAAUACAGGAAAGCUUUCUUUCCAGGGUUGUGAUAUUUAAUUGUACAGGUAGUUUAGAGGUAUUGGGUCAUACAUGUUUUGCUUGUGUGUGCAGUGAAAUCUUCCCCUAACUGUGGUACAAACAAACGUUUUAUGUAAAGAAAUGAAUAUAGAGAGGUUUUAAUGAGCUGAAAAGCAUUUGCUGGCAACAAUUGCACUGAUCUGUUAAGCUCAGGACUGUGAAAUAACCUAGAUCCCAAGAAGCCUUAAUUAUAUGGUGCUUCCAAAAGAGAAAGAGAGCUUAACCCGUUAUUAGAGCCAAUCAGGGAAUAAAUCUCAUGGAUGAAACACACAAGAAGUUAACAACAGUUUGCUGUCUUUUUAACUGUUACUUGUCUGAUUUCUGUUUCCUUGGUAAUAUCUGAAUCUAUUUCAAAAUGUUUAACAUACUAUGACAAUGAGUGGUCUAUUGUAAAUUAUCUUACCUUGUUUAAAUAGGUAUCAGCUUUCCACCAACUAAUUAAUUUUUGGGGCUGUUUGAUGAUGUGGUAAUGAGUAAAAGUUCUGAAAAAACACUCCCUUCUUACCACCACCUUCCUUUCUUUCUCUCUUGAAGUCGUAACCUGCCAGGAUCCAGUCCUUUCCCAAAAGUGAAUGACUCUGGUCAAUGGGUAUUGGUCGACUAUGUUUCAUCCACACUGACUGUCCCAGAAAAAUUCUGUCCUGGCUUUGCUUGAUAAUACCAACUGCAAACACGCACAAGCACCCAUGUGCACACUCUGAAGUGAGAGCCAGAAAGUGUUGUGGAAUUCAGGUUCAUAAAUCCCGUUACCCCAUCCCAAAUCCACGGGUACUGAGGUUUUCAGCCAAUCUAACAUCCUUCAGGAAUUUAAAACUGUGACCGAUGCAUUCUGGAUUAUUUGAUACUAGAUCACACUUUACUUUCUGUGCUACUGGGGAAUAAUUUGAAUACAUUUGACUGGGUUGUCAUGUACCUUUUAGGUUUUUAUAGAUUCUAACAUAUACUAACUGCAUAACAGCAACUUUGGAUAUACUUAGUACCACAUGAAGAAAAUAAAUGUAGGUAAAAGUACAAAACAGGAAAAGAAUAGCAGGUAUAACAAUCUUUGAGUUAUUAUGUAUAAACAAUCUUGUCCAUAUCCUGGUGAAUGUCUUUGGGGUAGUUGUGAAUUUCAAAGGCAAAACAUUCUUGCAUAUUACCCUAACAGGUCAAUCUCCUUCAUAUUGCUUUAGCGAAAUGCUUAAUAAGUUCUGUUUUGGUUAUAGAAAAGUUUAAUUAAGGAAUUUACUGUUUUCCUUCUGAUGCAAGCUGGUGAUAGACUGAUGCAGUAUUUAAUUUAGUCCUGGGAUGCUGCAAAACGAGAUAGACUGGUGGCAGAUAGAAAAUGAAAUGUCAAGAUCAGAUGUCAAGACAUAGUUUCAGUGCUUUUGAAUGCGAGGCCCAUUUUGCUACCAAUACUGAUAAAUGCAAUAGUCAGCAGUGUUGGCGAGACAGUGGCACACAAUAAAUGGCUGCAGAAGGUUUGAGGCUAUUUGGCACUAAAGUAUAUAUUGUUUAUUCAGAUCUACACCUUUUACUGAUAUUAUUCUACAAGCAUAAUUAAUUAUUUGUGCUAAAAUAGUUACCUAUUUAAAUUAUUAAAGUAAUGUAAUGUAGUUUGAAGAUUAUUAACCACUAAAGCCAAAUGUACAAAGCAAAAGCUUUUUUUGCUCGUGACAGUUGUCUUGAGAAUGGUUGGCAGUGUGGUACAAACCAUGUUCUGCUCAAGAUAUAGUCAUUCCCACAGAGCCAAAAGAGGGAACUGUCACUUUUCUCUGUAUAAUUCUCAGCUGUUGCCUAUCUGUAUGUAGUGUUUUUGUGGGAAUGGGAAGAGGAAAAUGAGUAAAUGCGCAAGCACGAAAGUAUUUUUUUUUCCAAUUACUAUUGUGUUGUAAUGUUUGAAAUGCAAAUUGCAGGAGACUGAUCUCAAAGAUCCUAUAUCUGGUUUGAGGAGAACUGUUUUGUCACUUUUAUAAAAUAAACAUUGAAAAAAAUUGCAUCAGUCUGUUUUAUG
This is a messenger RNA of Leucoraja erinaceus (little skate), 7482 nucleotides long. It is a transcript of the gene gpam, whose product is annotated as glycerol-3-phosphate acyltransferase, mitochondrial. Gene Ontology annotation, biological process: phospholipid biosynthetic process. The transcript has 23 exons. Gene Ontology annotation, cellular component: mitochondrial membrane; plasma membrane. The coding region runs from base 284 to 2752 and encodes 822 amino acids. Lineage: Eukaryota; Metazoa; Chordata; Chondrichthyes; Rajiformes; Rajidae. The record is from RefSeq and is a predicted model, not a curated record. Gene Ontology annotation, molecular function: glycerol-3-phosphate O-acyltransferase activity.